AUGGGAGACGGAACUGAGGUUGGGGUUAGGCCACAUGUGGAAGAAAAGAAGAAGCUUGCAGAUGAUAGAAUUAGCGAUGAGAAAGUAGAGAAGAAUGAGUUUUUGGGAUCUGAUGAAGCGAGGGAUAACAAAGAUGAGGUCUUUGAGGAAGCAACUGGUUCACAGAAUGAUGAGCAAGAGGAUUUACAUGUAGAGGAAGCUCCAGAAAGUUCCAAAGAUGAGCAAGAUGAAGUUGAGGAUUUUGAAGAGGCUGUUGGUGAUUUGGAUGAAACAAGGAGCAACGAAGGAGGAGUAAAAGAAGAUUUUAAGGUUGAUUAUCCGGUUAACGUGGAUCAGGAAACUGCGGGAGAGGGUGAAACUGAUUCUGUGACUCCUCAAAUGAAUGGUGUUAAUGGAGAAGCAGGUGCGGAAAAUUCUUAUGGUCAGAUUGAAUCAAGCUCGGAUGUUGUUGAGAACACUGACAAGGCUAAUGCUAGUGGUUCCGUUUUAGCUGCUGAAGAUGUGAAUAUGGAAGAUGGAAAUGGUCAUUCUUUUUCGGAGAAUGGAAUUGUCUCUCCUGAGAAUGAAGAACAGGUGGGUGAUGCUAUCUCAAAAACUGUUGAGCCUGAGGAAUUUGGGAAUGAUGGCAUUGAAGUUGAUAAUUCGGAGGAAAGAGUUGAUGCGUCAUCUGGCAUACAAACAGAACAGGAGGUUGAGGAAGGUGAAGAAACAAAUAAGAAUCUCUCCGAGAAGGGUUUGGUACCUCUAGACAAUGAGUCUGAAACGAAAACAAAUGGUGGGACUGGUGCGGACUCCAGAAGUAAUAUUGUUGAUGCUUCAGGUGAAAAUUCCUUGGAUGAUAGAAUUGAAUUGGCUGAAGUGUCUGAAGAAACAGAGACAAUGAUCGGAGAUGAGAAGCAGGAAAAAGAUGAUGACAUGACUCAUUUGGUGGAGGAUGUGGAGACCCAUGGAGACUCUUCAAUAGCUGUUGUUGAGGAAGGGAAGGAUCAUGAAGAGAUGGGAAUGAAAGAAAUGACAGAAACACAGGACGAGACUGUUAUGAAUAAUGCUUCAGGUGAAAAUUCCUUGGAUGAUAGAAUUGAAUUGGCUGAAGUGUCUGAACAAACAGAGACAAUGGUCGGAGAUGAGGAGCAGGAAAAAGAUGAUGACAUUACUGAUUUGGAGGAAACCCGAGAACUAUCUGAGGAACUGACUAAAGUAGAGGAAACAAAGAUUACUGAAACAGAGACAAUGAUCGGAGAUGAGGAGCAGGAAAAAGAUGAUGGCAUGACUGAUUUGGCGGAGGAUGUGGAAACCCAUGGAGACUCUUCAACAGCUGUUGUUGAGGAAGGGAAGGAUCAUGAAGAGAUGGGAAUGAAAGAAAUGACAGAGACACAGGAGGAGACUGUUAUGAAUAAAGUAGACGAAACCAAAGUUGCUGAAAUGUCAGAAGAGACCGAGACAAGGACCGAAGAUGAGGAUGAGGUCCAUGAGGAGAAUGAUGAAGACAUGACUGAUGUGGCGGAGGAUGUGGAAACGCGUGGAGACUCCUCAGUAGCGGAUAUUGAGGAGGGGAGUGAAAAUAAUGAAGAGAUGGAAGUGACUGAUCUAACAGAGACACAAGAGGAGAGUGUUGCUGGAACGGGUGAUGACGAGCCAGAGGAAGAUGAAGAAAAAACUAAGACUGCUGGAGGAAAGAGGAAGCGGGAGAAAAAUGCGAAAACAGUGAAAGGGACGGGAAAGAAGAAAGAGGAAGAUGUUUGUUUCAUGUGCUUUGAUGGGGGUGACCUUGUCCUUUGUGACCGCAGGGGAUGCCCAAAAGCUUACCACCCUUCCUGUGUAGGUCAUGAUGAGGCUUUCUUCCGUUCAAAGGGUAAAUGGAACUGUGGAUGGCACCAGUGUAGCAAAUGUGAGAAACCUGCAACGUACUUGUGUUAUACAUGUAUGUUUUCCUUAUGCAAAGGCUGCGCCAAGGAUGCUGCCUUCUUUUGCUUAAGAGGCAAUAAAGGUUUGUGUGAGACAUGCAUGGGGACAGUCAAGUUGAUAGAAAGAAAGGAGCAGGAAAAGAAGGAGCCGGCGCAGUUGGAUUUUGAUGACAAGACCAGCUGGGAAUAUCUCUUCAAGGAUUACUGGAUUGAUUUGAAAACCCAGCUAUCUUUAACUCCAGAGGAACUUGAUCAGGCUAAGAGCCCACAGAAAGGAAUUGAGUCCCAUGCUGGUAAACAGGGAGCAGCUAGGGAGACGGACUAUGGUACUGAUGGAGGAUCAGAUUCAGAUAGUUCUCCAAAAAAGAGGAAGACCAGGAGUCGAUCCAAGUCUGGUUCUGCUGUGAAAUCCCUAUCACCAGCCAAUAAAAGCUCGUCAGGUGAAAUUGUGGAGUGGGCUUCCAAGGAGCUUUUGGAUGUGGUUGGGCACAUGAGACGUGGUGACAGAUCUUUCUUACCUCACUCAGAAGUACAUGUGCUCCUGCUGGAUUAUAUAAAAAGAUAUAAUCUUCGUGAUCCCCGUCGUAAAAGCCAGGUUCUUUGCGACUCCAGGCUUCAGAAUUUGUUCGGAAAAUCACAUGUUGGGCACUUUGAGAUGUUAAAUCUCCUCGAUGCCCAUUUUCUUAAAAAGGAGCAACAACAGGCAGAUGAUAUUCAAGGUAGCAUUGUUGAUACAGAACCUGAUGAUGUGGAUGUCGAUGAAAACUUGGACCAUCCAGUGAAAAGUGGGAAGGAUAAGAAACGUAAAGCACGUAAAAAGGGUGCCAGGAAAGGGCGUCAAUCUAAUCUUGAUGAUUUUGCUGCUGUUGAUAUGCACAACAUUAAUUUGAUAUACUUAAGGCGGAGCUUGGUGGAAGAUCUACUUGAAGAUUCUACAGCAUUUGAAGAAAAAGUAGCUAGUGCAUUUGUUAGGCUAAGGAUAUCUGGGAAUCAAAAGCAAGAUUUAUAUCGACUGGUUCAAGUUGUUGGCACAAGCAAAGCACCCGAGCCCUAUAAAGUUGGCAAAAAAACAACAGACUUUGUACUUGAGAUAUUGAACUUGGACAAAACAGAAGUGAUAAACAUCGACAUUAUAUCAAAUCAAGAUUUCACCGAGGAUGAAUGCAAGCGGCUAAAGCAGAGUAUAAAAUGUGGAUUAAUCAACAGGCUGACAGUGGGUGAUAUACAAGAAAAGGCCAUUGCGCUGCAGGAAGUGAGAGUCAAAAACUUGCUGGAUGCAGAGAUCCUUCGUGUUGGUCAUUUGCGUGAUCGAGCUAGUGACAUGGGCCGCAGAAAAGAAUAUCCUUACCUGUUGAAACUUAUGAGUUUUUUUUUUGGGUCAAAAUGA
This is a messenger RNA of Microthlaspi erraticum, 3291 nucleotides long. Lineage: Eukaryota; Viridiplantae; Streptophyta; Magnoliopsida; Brassicales; Brassicaceae. The record is from the annotation of a GenBank genome assembly.